GGGGCCCCAAUUUCAGGUGCAAUUAAAUGACACCAGGGACUUGCUGAAUUGAACAUAUUGGUGUUGAAUUUUGCACUUCAUGAAAUUAUAAUUUGAAGUACCUAAUUACUCAAUACAUCUUGUGAAUGAUUUUAAUAUUGUGAAUAAUUUUAAUUUUGCUAUUGAGUAAUAGCAAUACUGUUGACUUACAGGUAGAGUGUUCAAUGGAUCAGGGAAACCCAUUGACAGAGGGCCAACUGUAUUGGCUGAAGAUUUUCUAGAUAUUAUGGGUCAACCUAUAAAUCCACAGUGUCGUAUAUACCCAGAAGAAAUGAUCCAAACUGGAAUCUCGGCAAUAGAUGGUAUGAACAGUAUUGCUAGAGGACAGAAGAUUCCCAUAUUUUCAGCAGCAGGCUUGCCCCAUAAUGAGAUUGCUGCCCAGAUCUGCCGUCAAGCUGGACUGGUUCAAAAAUCCAAAGACGUCAUGGACUACAGUACAGAGAAUUUUGCUAUUGUAUUUGCGGCUAUGGGUGUUAAUAUGGAAACUGCAAGAUUCUUCAAGUCUGACUUUGAAGAAAAUGGAUCAAUGGACAAUGUCUGUCUCUUUUUGAAUCUUGCAAAUGACCCAACCAUUGAACGCAUUAUUACACCUCGUCUUGCACUGACUACUGCAGAAUACCUGGCCUACCAAUGUGAAAAACAUGUGUUGGUUAUUUUAACAGAUAUGAGUUCUUAUGCUGAAGCUUUGAGAGAGGUUUCAGCAGCUCGAGAAGAAGUACCUGGUCGUCGUGGUUUCCCUGGUUAUAUGUAUACUGAUCUGGCUACUAUCUAUGAACGAGCUGGACGUGUGGAGGGCAGAAAUGGAUCCAUUACACAGAUUCCUAUCCUUACUAUGCCUAAUGAUGAUAUCACUCACCCGAUUCCUGACUUAACUGGAUACAUCACUGAAGGGCAGGUCUAUGUUGACCGCCAGUUACACAAUAGACAGAUUUAUCCACCUAUUAAUGUUUUACCAUCUCUAUCACGAUUAAUGAAGUCAGCAAUAGGGGAAGGUAUGACACGGAAAGAUCAUCCUGAAGUCUCUAAUCAGUUGUAUGCUUGCUAUGCCAUUGGCAAAGAUGUCCAAGCCAUGAAAGCUGUAGUUGGUGAGGAAGCUCUCACACCUGAUGAUCUGUUAUAUUUGGAAUUUCUGCAUAAAUUUGAGAAAAACUUCAUUGCACAAGGUCCAUAUGAAAACAGGACCGUAUUUGAAACUUUGGAUAUUGGCUGGCAGUUGCUCCGAAUAUUCCCCAAGGAGAUGUUGAAACGUAUUCCUCAAAGUACACUGGCAGAAUUUUACCCAAGAGAUGCUGCUAAACAUCAGUGAAGUCCCAAAUUAAACAGUGGAAGUUUUAUUUUCAUACUUCGUAAGAAUACAUUUCAUAUUGAAGCAUUCUAUACUUAACACACUCCAGCAAUUGUUUAUAAUUAUUCAUGUUUUUGUAUUGUAAAAAUAGAAAGAUAUACAAAUCAAAGUAUUAAAUUGGAAGUCCAUAAAAUCUGUUUGAAAAAGUCUGAGAAUGCUAAAACUUGCAGAAAACUGUUUACAGCAAUUGAAAUCAUUUGUUUACAAUUUCUACCAGAGUAUGCAUAAAGCAAAAUUAAGUUUAUCUGGAUCUAUUGAAGAUGAGAGCAAUCAGUUUAACUGAUCAAAAUGGUAAGUAUUCUCAUCUCAAAAGAUGAAAUGGAUAUACAAGAAUAUAAUGAAACCAUUUGCAUCAGCUACCUAAACUUAAUUUAUCUUGAAGAAAUUAUUAGGAUAUUGAAAAUUAAUGUCAAUUUCUUGCAUAACUUGUUACCAAGAAUAUAGAAAUUAUUUAAAUUUUACUUUCCUAUGCAACUCAUCUUUUUUUCAAAGAUAAUUAACUGUGGAAGAUAUGUUGAUAAAGGCCCUUGACUCUAAGUAUUUUUCUUGGUGAAUUAUGGAUAAACUAAUUCAAACAAAUGGAUUUGCAUUUAUUAUAUCCUUUCUCUUAUUUUCUAAACUUAAAUUGAAUUAUUUUAAUUUGUUUAUAGCUGUAUUUAUGGUGAAAAUAGUUUUAUUGCAAAUCAUUUUGAACCAAAGCUGGUGAUUAACUUGAUUAUUUAAAUAGACCCAAAUAUGUGGAAUGGAGCUCCAUUCCACUCGCCUCCAAUCAAAAGUAGAAAAUUGUAAGAAUGAAGAUUUAAGAUUUUGGAAUGCUAAUUUUGUUCUUUGUGGGAAGAUCAGAUGAUAGAGUUUUGAUCUUUGUAUAUUAUACAAGAAAAUAUUUGACUUAAUUUUUAUUCCUCAUUAUUGUUCUUUUCAAAGCAACUUCAUACUCAGUCUCAUCUAUAAGUGUCAAAUUACUGAUUAUGAUAUAAACAUCUGUUUUGAAAGUUAGUUUGUAGAGGCCUGAAGGUGUGUACACUGCUGUUAUAUUCCAUAUAUUUGUGCAACUUUUAUUGCGAUGAAAUAAAGUUAGAAAAAGAUAAAGUAGACUUCUAAAUGCUUAUCUCAUCGGGAAAUGUCAAACUUUGCUACAGUGCAAUCCUUUUUGCAGUAGAUACAAAAUAAAAGUGAAUAGACUUAUUAUUGUAGAACAAGACUGUUACUUCUGCACAUCAUAUUCUGUUUUGGAACAUCAACAUGUUUCUGUACUGACUAAAUUUUAAUUUCAUGCCAACAUCAGUUGACUGGAAUGUUGAAGGAGGCUUGCUUUUGUCUUAAUCAGUGCUCUCGCUGUUUGAAAUCACUAAAUGUUUCCAUGUCCCAUACUGGUGUCUUUAGAGAUGCAACAUUUUCAGUUUUUGUGCUCUGUGAUUCUGAUUUUCAUUAUUGAAGACAAUUUUACUUAUUUCCACUCCUUCAUAAAGUACAAAGUUAUUCAAGAAAUAACCUAUUCGGAAUAGAGCAACAACCUCACAGAAACAUGGAAGAGAAAUCUUAAAGAAUUUAAGGAAAGCAAUCAAGUAAACUAUAUGUCAGUGUACAAAAGACAAUUGAAAUAGUUGAAUGAAAUACGAACUGUUUUCCUCUGUGAACAAUGGAUGUAAAAAAAUCAAAUGUACUUUGUCUAUAACCACAGGGUUAUUGUGCUGUGUAACAAUAUAUCCUUUGACUCCCUUCGUGAUUCAUUAUAACAUCUGCAUUAAGAUAGUUAUUUGGAAAUUCCAGUCCUAGCAGUGAUCGGAUUCAAUCAAUAAUAUUAUUGCAGGACAACAAACAAAGUCAAAUACCCAAAUAUGUCUAUAAGAAGGAGGAAUACUUUUAAAGCAAAAUGCUGUUCAUUCUGUAUCUAUCACAGGAUUGUUAUCUAGCUUGGCAUUAAUAUGCACAAUGUUUUGGAUAUACUCAUGAUUGAUUAUAUGCAUAUGCUGUCACUGAUUCAUAACAAACAUAUAACAUUGACGGUCAGAGAAAAAUAUGGCCUAAAGCAUCACUAUUAGGCAUUUACUCCCAGUCCCGCAACAGUCAUCUCAUUCAGUCUUCAAGCUGCAAGCAAAUCAAGACCAAGAGUAGGUGAAAAUUGGAACUAGAUUGUUAUAUUACUGAAUAGUUCGCCAGGAGCCAAAGCUAUUAACAGUUCAACAUUAAGAACUUGCACACAUAGGUUUGAGUCUGUUUCCCAUGAUUUCCUGAGUAGUUCAAACAGUGAGUAGAUGUGAUAUGUAUAAUUAAGAAUUUUUUGUACAACCAAUUGUUAUCAGCUGGUUGGAAAUGUUAAAAUAAAAUCCCAUCCAAACCUAUAAA
Molecule: messenger RNA, 3730 nt
Organism: Rhincodon typus (whale shark)
Lineage: Eukaryota; Metazoa; Chordata; Chondrichthyes; Orectolobiformes; Rhincodontidae
Product: V-type proton ATPase subunit B
Exons: 10
Coding region: 266-1345 (359 amino acids)
Molecular function (GO): ATP binding
Source: RefSeq, a predicted model, not a curated record